Molecule: messenger RNA, 570 nt
Organism: Tinamus guttatus (white-throated tinamou)
Lineage: Eukaryota; Metazoa; Chordata; Aves; Tinamiformes; Tinamidae
Source: RefSeq, a predicted model, not a curated record
AUGAUUUUCUGGAACUGGAAACCAGAUAUUCUGGUACUGUUUAUGUUGCUGAUUAUCAGGUAUUCUGAAGAACGGGAUCGCACUCGCCUCCCUCUUCUUGGGCUUUCACCUGCCAGCUGCCUAAUUGAUCAGAGAAACCUAACAGCAGGCGUAUUGCCUGCUAUUCACUUAGCCUUACAACAUUUAUACAGGCAUUCAUGGAUUUUGAAGAACUAUGAACUGCAGAUAUCAUUCCACGAUACUCAGUGUGACAAUGCAAAAGGACUCAAAGCCUUCUAUGAUGCAAUAAAAUAUGGACCUAAUCACCUGAUGGUUUUUGGUGGUGUAUGUGCAACAGUUACUUCUAUCAUUGCUGAAUCUCUAAAAGGAUGGAAUUUGGUUCAGCUUUCAUUUGCAGCAACAACCCCAGAGUUGGCAGAUAAGAAAAAAUAUCCUUAUUUCUUCCGGACAGUGCCAUCUGAUAAUGCAGUGAAUCCAGCAAUUUUGAAGUUACUCAAAUAUUAUCAGUGGAAGAGAGUUGGAACUUUAACCCAGGAUGUACAAAGGUUCUCUGAGGUAAGAGUUGAAUAA